AAUCACAGCGGCGUGCUGUGUGCGGCGCCAAAACCCCCAGAGAAGGCGGCUUUGCUAAAACGCGUUUCUUAUUGUAAGCGAAGGUUGGCUGCUCCGGCGAUCCGUACACUCAUUGUGUUUGCAUGGCCGUGUGUGGAGUGUUAGCGAACAGCGCUGGUCUGCGAGUUCGGAGCACGAUGGCACAGAACGUGCAGAAUGUUACCCUGGCUCUCACCCUGCCGAUCACAUGCCAUAUCUGCCUGGGGAAGGUAAGUGGCCGCAGUACGCUAAACCUUCGGAUUCCAGCUGUAAACUACGUUUAACCUGAUGCUACGCUGGCCGGGUGGUUACUGAGCAUCCGGGAAACAUAGAACGACAACUGCUCUAUUGGUAAACAAUGGUUACCCCUAACUUGUAUAUUCGGCCAAAGUUUAUCUCUAGCUCUCAGCACUGGCUAGCCUUCCCACCUAGGUGUCUUGUGAACUGCACUUGAUUGCUCUGCCAGUUCUAGGACAUACAUUUCUAGGGUGCCCAGUUUAAUGUUGUACAGAUUUUUUUUUUUUUUUUUUGCAUGGCAUUGUAUUAGUGAGUCCUUUGUAUAAGUUUAAAUUCAAACCAUCCUCAACCUUCAACUUUUAUGUUUACUGUCUUCUUGUAAAACGCUGUAACAAAAUGUGUUUUGCAAUAUGUGAAGUUAUCCUGGUAAAUGCCAUGAGACCCAACCGGAAAUGCUAUAAAUGUUUGUAGGGCCUGAACAUGUAUUUUUGAAGGUAUACAUCUUAUCAGUUAAUAAUCCUAAUGAAGCAGAAUUUUAAAUGAAGAACUUAUUCACUAAAGUCCAAAGUGGAGUUAAAUGAUAUUUGGCAAAAUAAAAAAUGUGGAACCCUUCUCAAAUUCAGAUUUAUUUGCAGGUUGACUGUUUGUUUUUUUGUUUUUUUCUGAAUGUUGCCAAUUUAAAAUUACGUGCAUUUUCGAGUUACCUUGAAUGAAAUGGAACUGUCAAUUUCCUGUUCUAUUACCCCAGUAAAGACUAUUGCAUUGUUUACUAAAAGAGGGGAGGGGAGCAGUGUAGGUGAGUGGUUAAUUAUAUUACACUUCCAUGAAAUACAGGAUGGGUGCACAAAUGGCAAUAAGAACUUGUGAAUUUAAAAAACAUAAAAUAAAAUGGCACUACCAAUAGUUAAUUCUAUGCAAUUUAAUUGUGCAAAAAUCUUUUCCAGACAGUUCCUUAAUAAACCUUUUAAAAGUCAGUCAAAGGUUCAAUCAUGAUUACAGUGAGGUAGCUGAGGCUUGAUUUUGAUUUCAUUGGCAUUCUAGACCUACAAAAAAGUGAAUUCUAGAGUUUGUAUCAAAUUCACUGAUGUUUAAUUUUAAAGUGGAUGACUUUAAUACGAUCUCUCUGGUGACGUGCAUUUGUAUUUGGGAUUAUUUCUUUCUUGUAUUAGUUUUCUGUAGCUGUUGAUGGUUAAGUAGUAGUGGUCUACCAUGACUAAUAUAGGAGUUCUUGCUGAACAAGGAAAGUUGAUUAUUGCAUUAGUCUGUUGAAAUAGUGUAAGCUAAGAUAGGCAGUAUCCCAACACCAUCUUAAUUAUUAUUUUGUCAAUACGGCUGAAGGUUGCAUACAAGGGUUUGGAAGUUCUGAUAGUUUCAAAUAACUGGAAACUAUAAAUGGUGGAUUAUGUCCACUCUCAAACACUGGUUAUUCACUAAAUGCCAAAUUGUUAUUACUUGAAAUUAGAAUUGACAAAAAUUUAUACAAUUCUGCUAUAUUCUAAGGAUGCAUCGCUGUUUUAGUCUGUUUUGCAAUUGGUAUUUUUCAUCACAUAUUGGUAUUAUUAAUACAAUGUUAACUUCUCUCCUAUUGCCUAUAUUUAAAGGGAAUCUAAAGUGCUAAGAAUACAAGCUUCCCCCGCCACUUCAAGGGUUAAAAAAAUUACUUCCCUUGACGCAGAGUCUGCACUCCGCCCUGCCGUCAUCUGACUGUGGGGGGGGAGGAGAAGCUAAUGUGCAUGCGCCACAGGCUUUUUUUUUUAUUUAUUUUUUAUGGGGAUUUAACGGACUCUUGAUGUCGUCAUGCAGAGCGUGAGGAUGACCUAAAGUCCAGUAAAAUCCCAGACGCCCCUCUAGUGCCUGGCAACUAUAGGCUGUCUGUCUGGAUACACGAAUAUGCCCAACACGCAGAACUUAAGUAAAAAAUAAAGAAACUUCUAAGGCGUAUUACUGGACCCUUAAAAUCCCCUAAAGUUCAAGGGAUACAGAAGUCGGAAUAGUCAAGUAACAAGCCAAAGUCAAAAUACACAAGAAACAAUACCAUAAAUGCGCUCUCUGAUAACCACAAUGGAAACCAUGACAGGGCACUGAGAAAUGAUCAAAAAGGGUUUAAAUAGCCUAAGGUACUCUAGGAUUGGCUGCAGGGGAGCAUUUGACACUGGAACGUGUGUGACGGCACACGCACUUUCCCAAUAGUCCUGGACUUAGGGUCUACCUAGGAGCCUUAAAAGGCUCUGACUUGCAGCGGCCUGUCUCUCUAACGCUUUCAGACCUGGAUGCUGCAUGAAGGAAGGAGCAUGAGGAGCGCCCGCAGCAGGAGUAUGGUAAGUGUAAACAGGAGGCGUUCCCACGGAGUAAAACUUGGCGGGUGCAGCAGGAGUAUGGUUAAGUGUAAACCGCCGGCGUUUCCAUUUCCAUGUAGGAACGCUGCCGCAAUGAGAUGUGCCCGCCAGGUCCCAUACCACUCUGACAGGAGUGGAUCCGGUGGGCGCUGUGACCCAGUGCUGCAGUGUAGCAAAUGUGCGUUUUGUGAGAUUAAACAUUUUUUUGAGUCCAUCCAUCAUCCUCUCUACAGCCUGCUGUAGUGGUUAUGAUGACAGAAGUAUCCUGGCCUUGUUUUCUGGCAAUGAGGCAAGCUGUUUUGCAUUGGUUUACCCUCUUCAUUGAUCCCCUCUGGGUGCUAUGGCUCCUCAUGUGGACAGUGAUGCAAAAGAAGAUCCCACCAGGCAUUCUCUGGCUGAGUCCUUUUGCUGAUAAUUACCAGCUAAUGAAGGAAACUCUGUGCACAGGAAUAUGCACAAAAUUAACAUUAGCCACCAGAAACUUUUGUACAGUGGAUGACACUGCUGGAAGUAAAGUUCUUGCAGAAAAGAGAUUAAACACAUACAGAUAUCAGGUAGCUUGACCACUUCUUUUCCAAUUAACUUUGGGUCUUUUUUUUUUUUUCUCCCCAUCUGUUUUCUUUUUAUACUGCCUCUCUUCAAAAACUUAAAGGCUCAGGAAGACAAACAAGUAUUCCUGACCCUUAUAGUGUUAAAACCACCAUUAAGGCUACCCCCCUUACAAAAAUACCGGCACUGGCCCUGUCUCCGAUCUGCCUCCUGGCUGACCUCAUCAGAAUUUAUUUCAUCCAAUGCUUUCCCAUUGGAGGAGCAGUGACCGCUGGAGGUGUCCCUAGGGGCAAUGUAAACACUGUCUUUUCUCUGAGAUGGCUGUGUUUACAGGAAAAUGUCUGCAGGAAAUGAUUGUACUCCCCAGAACUACAUUAAGCUGUAGUUGUUCUGGUGACUAGUGUCCCGUUAGUUUAAUUUAAAAAAAUAUAUAUAUUAUCUGCUAGUGUCAUGUCACCCCUCUGUUAAUCUUUUUAUUGGCUUCCUGUACAUUAUAUUAGCUAGUUCAAACUCUUAAAGGGGUAACUCCACUGCCCAAAUACAAAAUAAGUCACUAUUUAGUAGUAGUAUACCCCAAAUGAAAACCUGCAUGCAUUUAAUUGUUUUUUUUUUUUUUUUUUCAAUGGGGGUAUAUCUAAAAUCAGCUAGCAAAUCCUGCAGUUUUCUUGUCUGCUGCCUUUGCAAGCUCUCACCUUCUAACUUUGCCCAGAUUUUCUGUGGUUGUCCAAUCGGACUUCCCAAAACAGCUCCGUAAGAAGUCUUUGUAAGUCAGGUGCUCAAUUGAUGUUUACCUGAUAAUCUGCUGACUGCUUGAAAGGUUGCUGGGGGAGGGGAGGAUGUAACAAAGUUAAUUUAAAAAAGUGUCAAUUUCUAUUAAAACAAAAAAACAAAAAGAGGAGACACUCUUCACACAUGAAGCUUUUCAGCAAGCUUAAGUGGUUGGGAACCAGAAUGACCCUUUAAACCUGGAAUGACCCUUUAACUCUUAAAGUGGCACUGUCACGCCCAACUUGCCUUUCUUCAAUCGCUUCUUCUUCUCUUCCUCUGUCAGGAUUUGGGGACUACUUUGUCUUAUGGAGGUUUCCUACGCUUGACCAGCGGAGGAACAAAGCAAUUUUCCCACAAUUCUCACCUUUCCUCCGUGUUCUCGCGAUGCCUCCUUACCAUAUUCCUGAACGUUGGCAAAACUACUGGAUUUUGUCCUAACAGAAUAAGAGCAGUUCGUCCAUUCGUGUUAUGACGAAAUUCUGGACUUUUGUUUGAAAUUUCAUUCUGCAUUGCAGCUGCUUAGUAGAUAGUAGUAGAUUCCCACGAUAUUAGGGAGCUAUCUACCAAAUGCUGAAAGACCUAAAUUGUUCUUUCAGCCAACUUUACUAAUACUAAGUGAAAACUACUUGGUAUUUGUAAUUAAUCUGCAUACUGUUGUAAAAAUUUUUUUUUUUUAAAUAAAUACCCCCUCUCCUCCUUCUCCCCCUCCCAAUAAAUGGUCCCAUGGUGGAGCAUCUUUUAACGAACCUAGGGGGAACAUAGUGCCCUGACCCUUGAGCUGCGGGUCAGGCCCUGAAUGAAAAUAGGGGGUGGAAACUUUCCGUCGUACUAUGAAAAUAAAAUAAAAACCCAAGCGGAAAAAAAAACACACUAAAGUGUUAUGAGUCAAAUUACACAGCAUGGGAAAAUUUAAAAGCACUUUCCCACGCUGUGUAAUAGGGAUCGGCCGAUAUUCGAUACUUUUCAGCAAUAUCGGUAUCUGCCUAUAGAUAUACCCAUAUUGCUGAUAAUACAUACCAGGACCUAGGGGGGCCCAACAAGCUCGCUGUUACCUGCCUUCAGCUCCCCUGUCUAAAUCUCGCGAGCCCAGUGGUUGUCAGAGCGUUGUCACAGGUUACCAUGGCAACGCUCCGUGAGUCAUGCAGGCUGCAAGAUUUACACAGGGGAGCUGAAGGGAACUGUUGGGAAGGUAAGAGCUUGCGGGGCCCACUGCACAGUCCAUGCCACUGGACCACAAGGGAAUGCCAUAUCCCCCCUCCCUGGCCAAGUAAGAAGCAGGGAGGGGGGACUAAAAUAUUACACACACACACACACACUCACACUCACACUCACACUCACACACACACACGCAUUCACUACACACACACACACACACACGCGCAUUCACUAUACACACACACACACACACGCGCGCGCAUUCACUAUACACAUACACAAACACACGCGCAUUCACUAUACACAUACACAAACACACGCGCAUUCACUAUACACAUACACAAACACACGCGCAUUCACUAUACACAUACACAAACACACGCGCAUUCACUAUACACAAUACACAAACACACGCGCAUUCACUAUACACAAUACACAAACACACGCGCAUUCACUAUACACACUACACAAACACACGCGCAUUCACUAUACACACUACACAAACACACGCGCAUUCACUAUACACACUACACAAACACACGCGCAUUCAUUAUAUACACACUGCAUCCACUACAUGUAUGUGACAUGUAUAUUUUGUGCAUUUACAUUUUAGACAUAGUUUAUUUUUUCUAAAUGGUAAAUGUACAGAAUAUCGGUAAGCUAUCGGCCUGAAAGUUCAGAUUAUCGGUAUCGGCGCUAAAAAAUAAAUAUCGGUCGAUCUCUACUGUGUAAAAUGACACAGAGCACUCUGGUUGGAUUUCAAGCUUAAACCAGCCAAUCCGAGUGCUCUGAACCUAAUUGCAGGGCGUGCCUCCCCCGCCCUGCAGCUCUUGGGUGGGGGCCGGGGGGAGGACAAUAUGUUGUCCCCCCACCCGCAGCUCAUGAGUGGGGGCUUGGGGGGGGGGGGAAACAAUAGGUUGUCUUCCCCCUUAUUGUAAUUUAGGGUUCCCACCUGCCGCUCAGGGGUGGGGGCCAGGGGAAGGAUACUAGGUGUGUUGUCGUCUCGUCCUGUCACCCCAUUUUCAUUAAGGGACCCCACUUGCCGCUCAUGGGUGGGCGCCGGGGUGGAGGACAAUAGGUGUAUGUCCCUUAUUGUAAUUUAGGGCCCCCACCCGCCGACCAUGGGGAGAGACAACAAGGUUUUCCCCGUUUACUUUUAUAGCCCCCACUCGUGGGGCACUAGUGGGGGGUUCAGGGAGCACACUAUGUGUGUGUCCCGCCCCUGCUAGUUAAUAGAUGCUCCACCAUGGGGCCAUUUAUUAGAAAGGCUUUUGGCUGCUCACUGUUUAGUAGACAUGCCCCUACUCAUGGCAUAGCAAGUAGGGACAUUCGGGAGAUUUCAAUCUCCCUUAUGCAAUUAUGGGGGCAUAUUGACCCCCCAUAGAGUAAGGGAGGACAUGGGGGGUGCGUAGGAAGUGGCAGGGAGCACUGCUCCCUGCCGCUUCUACUUUUACAUAUUACAAAUAGCCGGUAGCUCCCUCCUUGUAAUAAACUGAACGAAGAGGUCUUCCUUCAUUCGUUUGACAUUUCUUUUCAUUUAUUCGUCUUUCAGACGAAUGAAUAGAUGAAAUUCCCGUUCGCAUGCCAAAGUGUUUAACUUGGCAUGCGUGGGAAUUUCACAGCGCUAUCUAGUGUGGGCAGAUGACGUGUCCCACAGGGACUUCAUCUACCCACACAAAGAUGGCGGCGUCCGGGCAGGAAAUAAAGAUGGAAAAACUUAGGGGCAUUUGCGGAUAACUAGGGGGACAAAUAGAUGUAGUGGAGUCGGGAGGGGGGUUAAAAGACUAAAAACUGGAUUUCAACCAUGACAGUGCCACUUUAAUACAAAGCUCUAAACAACUCUAUAGAGUGGAUAUGUACAAUAACUUUGCAUGAAAGCUGAUUCCACAUGUUACUCUCAGCACCACUCAACUGUUCUAUAGGUUGUUUUGUGGUUGAAAUGUUGAAAGAACUGCAUUAUGUAGGCACCAUGUUACAUUACCACAGCUCUAAUCAGCUGAUAUAAAAAGAGGAGGCAUCAGAGCUGCUGGAGGUUUUUAAUGGAGAUAUUUAUGUCAUCUGGUGUAACAGUAAGUAAGGCAGCUGAGAAGUGUUCCAGGUAAAAGUCUUUAUGAUGACAUCACCUCCUAAAGGAGUGGGUUUGAAGAUGCAGUUGCCAUAACCUUCAGAGGAAAAAAAAAAAAGUUGAAAUGAUAAAUCGUGCUAGGAAGCCAGUUGUAUCCUGAGAAUUAAGUUGACGGCAAGAGAGCAUUGUAUGUAACUUGCAGGCAAAGGGAAUCAUCGGCUGUGAGAUAAACCGUGAUGUAUGGGGCACAAGAAGAUGAGACAGCUGGCACAUAGAACCAUAAAAAUAUCUUUCAGUCCAGGAUCAAUGUCAUUAGCAAACUGAAACCCUAAUGUUUUAGAGGAACCGUCCCCAUUGUAAUUUGUGCACAACACAAAUAUAAAUAAACGUUGGGUAUAAGUUGUGAAUGAAUUUAUAUUUUAUAACACAGGCAUGCCAUUCAAAAAGAAAAUGUAUUGGCUUAAACACAUUAACUACUAUAACUUUGUCAUAGGUACGACAGCCCGUCAUCUGUGCCAACCAUCAUGUCUUCUGUUCUGUAUGCAUUGACUUAUGGCUGAAGAACAAUAACCAGUGCCCAGCAUGCCGAGUGCCUAUUACUUCUGAGAAUCCUUGCAAAGAUAUCAUAGGUAUGAUGCAUUGGGGCCUCACAUAAUCUCUUCCCAUGUGCUUCCAGUUAUAGUAAGGUUCAAAUUAUUCCUUUUAUAUUUUUUUAUAACUUUGGUUCGGUGAAGCUGCUUAUUUUUGGAACAAUAUUACUUUUUAACUUUCUUAGGCAGGACUUUUUUUUCCUUUUUUAUUUUUUUAUUUUUUAUUAAAGGGUAGUUCCAAGGACCUAUGAAUAUUGUAGUAGUUGUGGUGCUAGUAACAUGGGUGUCCCCCAAAAGCACACCACAGCAUGCUCAGACAUUUUAUUUAGACUCUGACAACUGGGGUAACUGACAGCUUAGCAAUUUGAAAUAAGAGCUCAAAAUUUUGAGUCCUGUGCUAAUAGAUAGGCCUAAAAUGUUCUCUCUAUUGCUAUCCAACACCGUGCUGAAUUUUAACUUGCCAGUGACUAGCAGGUGAGUGAAAUUUUUGAGCCCUGUACCAAAUCACAGCAUCUAUUUCUCUAAAGUUGAAUUACUAUUGGUCCUUUCAAUGCCACUGAAUUGGGAGCGUGCAAGCUGUAGUAGUUCUCGUUCUUGUAACAUCCCUUUUAUUCUUCUUGAGCCUUUGGAAACCUAAUUUGCUAAGUAAACAAGUUUGUACAAGUUUCAUUGUGGAACUUUUCCCUGAUUUUUUUUUUAUUUUUUUUUAUUUAUUUCAUUUUUUUAAAUCUGAGAGUACGGUCUUGUGGAGUGCAGUCCCAAUAAUAUUCACUUAGUUUUAAUAAAUGAAUCUCAACAUAUUUAAAGGUUACUCAUUUUAGGUCAGGGUAUUCUUUUCCUCUUAUUUUCUCACUCUUGCUUGUUCUUUAUUAUUUAUUUUAGUGAACAGUAAAUGUGUAUUUCAAAUUAUUAAAUGCAUACAUGUGGAUUUGGGUUAACAUAUUAUAUUUUGCUAUAGGAGGCGCAGGAGAAAAUGAAUCCGUGCUUAGUCACUCGGUCCGAAAGCACCUACGUAAAACUAGACUUGAACUUCUUCAUAAAGAAUAUGAGGUAAUUGUUUGGGAAUGUGUGUUUUAUUUUUAUUUUUUUUAUUUUUUAAAUUAAUGACUCAUAUUGUGACUCGGAGGGUUUUACAUUGACUCAGUUCUCAUGAAGAUCUCAUUACUAUUCUUUAUUCUAGUUUUCCUUUUUACAUUAAUGGUGUGCCUUUCAUUCAAGAAAUAUUUGUAAAUUUUUCUUUCUAAUGUUCCAACUAGCUCUUGAAGAUAGUUCAUGUUUCAAAUGAUGGUGAUUCUCCUAGUGAUGCUCACCCGGUUUGCUCUUAGAAUUGUUUAAGUUUCAUGUUCGCUUGCACUUCCAUGUGCCUGUGCUCUGUCAGAACCCCAAGAGGAUACAGAGUCCUAUGAUUAAUUUACACCAAUGGAGAACUCUGAAUCUCUCUCUGUGGCUGCAGCAUGCAAAGACACCUUGUAUUAUUUCAGCUUGUGUGAAUCAGUCAGACCAACCAUGUGUUACUGUCUAGUGCAUUUUUAAAAAAUCCAUAAUGCAAGCUGGAACAAAAGAGACACUACACUGAUAGCCACAACAUUAAAACCUCUAACAAAUGAAGUAAAUAACAUUAGUCAUAUUUCAACGACAAAAUGGAGAAGCAAAAAGAUCUGAGUGUUUUUGACAAGGGUCAAAUAGCGAUGACUAGGCUACUGGGAUAGAACAUUCCUGAAAUCGCAAGUCUUGUGGAGUGUUCUGGUAUACAGUGGUUAGUAUCUACCAAAAGUGGUGCUAUGAAGGGCAGCCGGUGAACUGGCGCCCAAGACUAAUUCAUAACAUGGGGAGUAAAGGCUAGAUCAUCUGGUCCGAUCACACAGAACUUAAUGCUUAAAUGCAAACUUAAUGCUGGCCAUGACAGAAAAGUGUCAUGAACACACAGUCCUUGGCACUUUGCUGCAUUUGGGCCUGCAUAGCUGCAGACAGGUCAGAGUGUCCACCACUGAAAGCGCCUUCAAUGGGGACCUGCCACACUGCACAAAUUGUUUUGAGGAACACUGCAAAGAUUUCAAGGUGUAGCCAUGACCUCCAAAUUCCCCAGAUCUCAAUCCGAUUAAGCAUCUUUGGGAUGUGCUGGAGCGACAUAUCCGAUAUAUGGAGGCCAUACCUCACAACUUGCAGGACUUAAAGGGUCUGCUGCUAAUGUCAGAUGCCACACAACACGUUCACAGUUUUUGUGGAGUCCAUGCCUUAACGCAUUAGAGCUGUUUUAACCGCACGUAUGGUAACUACAUGAAGCUGAUCAGUGUAAAGUAUGCACUGGAGAUAUGUAAUGUAUGCAAUUUAUUAUGCUCAGUGUUUGCUGGGGAAAAAGUUACCUUUUUUAACAUUACUCCUGUAGCACAUGGAACUCUAAAAUAUUAACUAAUGAAUUGAGAAAUGUGAACUUAGUAUUUUUGACAAGUGAACUGAAUAUCCUUUUAUUUUUAGGAUGAAAUCGAAACAUUGCUAAAAGAAAUAGAAGACCUAAAAAGAACAAAUGAUGAUUUGGAGAAAAAGCUAAUUGAGCAAGUUUCUCCUACAACUCCUUCUUUACCGAGUGAAUGUGAGACCAGUGAAACGGAGGAUAAAAAUGGCAUCCGUGCAAGAAAGCUAGAGGAUAUCCUGAAAAAGCUUCAAGCCGCUAGUGAUAGUAUUACAAAGUUUACAGGGGACAUUGAGACGCUAAAAGAGGUAAUUUUAGAACCGUAUGGUUUUCCAAUGUCUAAUUGUUUCCAUUCCUCCCUCCUACAUAAUUGAUUUAAUAACACAAAAAGAAAUCUAAUUAAGCACAUUUUAAAGAUAUACUAUUUAAAUACAAACUUUGAUAUGUCCACAAAAUGUUUGGGUAAUUAUUACUCAUUUGUUUCCGUUCUCCGGACCGGUAAAAUGGAAGGCUGUUGUGAGUAUACUGCACGUGUACCUGCAGCAUCGUCCUUUUGAGUGAAUAUAGUCUGUUUGGUUUGUUUUUUUUUCAGUAGUGAGUGCUUUUAGAUGAGUAAUUACAGUGUAGAGAAGUAGAAAUGUGUCCACCCAUGGCGGUGUGGGUUUUUUUUUGUUUGUUGGUUUUUCUAAUAUAGUAAUCUAGUAUAGUACUGAUCUUUUCUUUACUAGUAAAAAGGUUGACAAGUAUGUUCCUUUAACUACAAAGAACUCCCCUUUUAGUGAAUAACCAUUUAAAUAAUGCUUUACAUGGGUACUGCAUUGUGUGACUGUUAGAAGUGGAUGUAACAGCAUGUUAAUUAACUGUAGUGUCAGCUUGUUUGGCUUACUAAUGAUUUUAAAUCAAUCAACCAAACUGAAAACAAAUCUCUGCAUGAGUGGAUAUUUUAGUAUCUAUAAAUUUACUGUUGUAAAUGGCGUCUUUUUUACUUUUUAAUGCGUACUGUUUUAUCUAGUCAAGUAAAGAAAAUGAUCAUCUAUUUUGCUGAUACCUGCAUAUUGUAAUUUUUACUUUGCCAAAAAUAUCUAGUCAAGUGGAAAAAAAACAUGGAAAAGCAAUUAGAACAUUCCCUUAAUGACUUUCUGAACUAACUGCAGUUUUGUUUGCCUCCCUUGAUAGGAGACUGGCAUGGUGUUUAGGGACUAGAAAUACAAAUGCUUUUUGUAUCCUGAUGUUAAUUAGAAGUGACGUAUUUAGUGUAAGAUACAUUUUGGAUCAUUUUCAUUUUUUUUGUUGCUUUAUUCAGAUUUUGAUCAUUUUUUAAAAUGUAUUCUAUUAAUUUAAGUAAUUAUUUUUGCCUCUUUUAUAGGAAAAUAAAAAGCUGAGGAUUGAAAACAUUGAAUUUGGAAGAGAGAAUUUGCGUCUAAAAAGCGAAGUAGUUGGCAGAUCUCCUCAAAAGUAUGAUUGCUUUUUACUCUCUAAAUGUGCUGUUUUUGUAAAAUAUAAAGUUUGACUUGACAGGAGGUCACGGUGAAUUUCAAAAUUGAAACCAUAAUAGUCGACUUGGAAAUUUUUUCCAAGUCAGCUGUGUUUCUCUAUUGGCUAUUUUUGCCCUUAAAUUCUACACUUUUCGUUAAUUCAGUUAGUGUUAGUAGUUUCCUAUACGCAAAUCUUAUUCUUCCUCUAAGCAUUAUAAUUUUUAUUUUUUUUUGGUACAGAAAGAAAUUUAUAGGGGAGGAGACAUAAAACAAAAGCGCUGAUCAACCAUGCAAUAUUCCUUUUAUUAUUUUAAAUAUUUCAUUAUCUGGCUUCAUUAGUGUUUGUUACUGUCUUCUUUAUCAAAAGCCCCUAUUAUGUUGAUGACUCCAAUACCCAUCUUAAAAUGUAGACAUAUCUUCAGGCAACUUUUUUUUUUUUUUUUUCUUUUUCUCCACUCAUGCCAGUAUUUUCCCAUUUUCUUUGCCAGCAUUUCCCAAUCACUGCACUUUGAUGUAAUAUACAGAAAAUAUAUGCUAUAUGGAAUGUUUUUAAAGUCUCAAACAUUUCCACUUAGGGAAUGUUUCUCUGUCUACGUGUCAGAUCAUAUAGUGUUUUGAAAGUACAAAUAAUCAAAUCCAUGUUGCAUAAUAAAUCAAAAGUAGAUGGUAUUUCUAUAGGCAAUUUAAAUUUCCUUAAUGGACUUCUAUAUAUUUGAAUUCUCAGAUAAGUGGACUCUCACCUGUUAUGACCUGUUGACUGUUUAUAUUUGCAUACAUAGCACAUAUUUGAGUCUGUUUAUAUGACUCGCAUUUGAGAACUGUAAUGUAGCCCUUACAUUUUAUUAAAUUGAUUUUGCAGGAGUUAUUAAUCCUGAGGGUAGAUGUCUUCCUUCUGUUACCGGGCAGGUCAAAAAAAAGCUGUAAAAGAUUUCAAACUUAAAUCCUGAAAUAUAACCAACUCCUAACUUUAUUAUAAGGCAGGCAACCUACACUAGAUCCCCUGCGGUUCUAAUUUAUUUUCAGUAAUUCUAGGUGAAGCACUGUGGCUGCUCCUGGGGGCUCAAUAAUCUUUUCUUCUCUGAGAUUGAUUAAUGCAAAUUGCAUGUUUAGGUUUAGCAGGUCACCUGUCUUUCAGAGGAAUGAAUGAGGAUAAGAUUGUAGUAAUUGUUCUAAGGAUUUAGCUUAACAUGCCCCCCCAAAAAAGUCUGAAAUAUAUCCACCUUUAUGUCCUGGUUACAGAGAAACAAAUAAAAAUGCAGACUUUUUAGAAAUAAAAAUGCCUUAUACACAAGCCUCCCACUUCUUCCACGGUUUUUAAUCUGGGUUUUUAUUUUUUUUAGAAAAGCAUACGUUUUGUGGAUUUAGAAUUAGAUCCUGAACACUGUUGAUUUUAAAUGUCUCUCUGACAUUGAAGGAACACCAUAAUUAGGAAUACAAACCUGUAUUUUUUUUUUUUAAUGCUGCAGUACCCCUCAACCCCCACCUGUUUGUGUGUGUGUGUAUAUAUAUAUUUUCAGUUUACCACAACAUCAUGGAUGAAACAUGACCUCCUGAUAGAAAUCGGCACUGACCGGUUGAUUAGAUUGAACUAAUGGAGAUUGGAACUUUUAUAAUUUGUCAUUAUUAUGGGAUACUCCUCAUAAAGCACCUCAGCAAGCUGAAGUGUUUUACUGAUGUUGAGUGGUCCUGUAAGUUUUUUUUUUUUACACUUUUACUGCUUUUCAGGACCCAUCCAGUAGUUAAGGAAAGCAACUACCUCGAUGACUUAAUACCGCUGCUUUUACUCUGGUAAAAUACAUUUUUACAUAAGUCAAAAAAAAAUUCUGGUUUUAAAACAUGCAGUGCUAAGCUCCCAGGAGUUUAUGUAUUCUUGACCGUCAACAUACACAUAAUUUUGACAAGUGUUACUAUACUCUUAACUAAAAUGAUUGACAUUUAUGAGUAUGCUAAUAAUAGAACUUUUGUCCAGCUUGACAGCUAGAGAACAUUUGCAUAACAACUGUUCUUUUGAACCAAGAAACCCCAUAAGGACACAGAGCCAAAUGUACACGUUUUGAUCAAAAUAAAACUUAAACAAAACUUCGAAUUUGACUAUGUUUGUUCAACCAUAUUUCACCUUUCAUAUGAAGUGCACCCACACAUAUUAUAUAUCAUUUUAUUCAGGGGAAACAGGGCUUUCAUUUAACAGCAACUAUUUAGCUAUGAAACCUAAUUUAAUAUGAAUAAAAUAUAGAAAAAUGGGAGAAAAUAAGAAUUGUCGUGUUUUUAUUUAUUUUUUAGUUCUACAUGACAUUUUAACUGUGACUGUCAUAAUACUGUUUGCUUUUACUGCAAUAAAAUACACAUUUGUAUUCAGCAAUGUCUCGCGAGUAAAACAGUACCCCCUAUGUACAGGUUUUGUGGUGUUUUGGGAAGUUACUGGGUCAAAUAGAGCAUGUUACAUUUUUCUUGUUUUUUGUCACAUUGAAAUUUGCCCAAAUGGUUUCGUUGACUUUGAGACCGUAUGGUAUUCCAGGAAUGAGAAUUACCCCCAUGAUGGCAUACCAUUUGCAAUAGUAGAUAAUCCAAGGUAUUGCAAAUGGGGUGUGUUCAGCCUUUUUUAGUAGCCACUUAAUCACAAACACUGGCCAAAGUUAGUUAAUGUUUGUGUGUUAAAAAUGCAAAAAACUAAUUUGAAUGCCAAUUUUGGCCAGUGUUUGUGACCUAUUAUGGCUGCUAUCCCCUCGGGCUGGCUUUGAUCCUUGCUGGUCCUGCAGGGAUUAAAACUCUCCAGUGGUGUAUCCAAUGUUAAAGUACCUUGUGGGCACCGUGUAGUCUGCACCCCAAGUUUUAGCCUCGAUUUUGCUGUUUGUAUUUUAAUAUGAUCCCCCAAGAAGCCGAACAGCACCGCUACAAUGUGCAAUGAAUGUUGCUGUCAGGCUGAUCUUUCUUACAUGUCGCUCCUACCAGACCUCGCCCCCCUGUCAAUCUUUACACUGGCUUCCUGUAUCCUAUAGUUGUCCAUUCAAAAUACUAACCCUUACCUAUAAAGCUUUAAAUAACUCUAGCUCCUCUUACAUUUCUUCACUGAUUUGUAGAUAUUCCCCUUUCCAGUCUCUCUGCUCGCACCCUUACUGCUAACUCACGCUUGCAGUAUUUAUCACGGUUGGCUCCCUUUUUUUGGAACAGACUCUUCCCCCAGUCUUCAAUUGUUGAAGUCCCUCAAAACACAUCUGUUCAAAAAAGCUUAGGAACUCCCUUACCUAUCUAUAUCUGUCUCUUGCUCUCCUAAAUAGCCACACUCCACUCUCCUCCAGUUCUGCUACUUUUCCAUCUUGUUUGGGGGCUGUCAUCCUUGCUACCCUGUUGUUUUUGUAUCCCACAUCCUCUAGACUGUAAGCUCGUUUGAGCAGGGCCUUCAUCUACCUAUUGUCUCUGUGUCAUUUUGUAAUUGUCUCAUUCAUUGUACAUUUCCCCCUCCCCCCGCCCCCUUUGAUUUUAUUGUAAAGCUCUGCAGAAUUAGUUGUUGCUAUAUAAAUACCAAUAAUAAUUAUACACUGUAAUUCAGAGUUUUCUUAAUAACCCUGGGAGUGCUUAUAAAUGCAAAGAACAUCUCAAAUCCUCUGUGAAAUCUGUGUCUUGGUUUGAAAAUAUCAAAGGUUUAGAUUUCUUAUUCUGAAAAUAAUUGUAAUAAACUAAAGUUGGGAGUUAUAUCCCCAACUGCAUCUUGUGUGUUUUUGUUUGGAUUUUGACAAUCUGUUACUGAGCCGCCACCUCCUCAGUUCGUAUUAGCAGAUUAACAGCAGCAUGCAGAAGAGUGACACUCAUAUCUGUUUUUUUAUAUUUAUUUUUAUUUAAAGUUUUCCAUAUUGCAACAUUGUCUCAAAACACUGUAUAAAUAAAUACACAAAAGUAUACUGCCCUAUAGAAUACAUUGUAGGUAUACAGCCUUAUAAGAUCUUAUACAGACUAAUACAAUGCAUAUAACCCUAUACAGUGUGUCAAUAAAUUGCCAAAUACAUUAAGGGCUGAAUAUAUAUAUAUAAUAUUCGCACCCCUGUCUCGUGCCAUUUUUUUAUUUCAAAAGGAUUCGAGUCAAAAUAGGGAUUACUUAUUGUCGCUAAAUAGUUCUUAUAUAACAUAGUUUUAUUCUUGAAUUGUCCCUCUAGUCCGAACUGGCCCAGGAAAGAGUCAAGGAAACUCCACUGACCCUGUCAAAUGCCUUCUCGGCGUCGAGGGCCAUAAUAACUGCUCUCAUUUGAUUCUUCUUUAGUCUAUGAAAUCAAUAUCAUUCGCGUGUUGUCAGUAGUACUUCUCCCCUUCACAAAGCCAGACUGAUCCGCCUCAAUCAAGUCUCCUAUAACCCCUUUAAGUCUGUUAGACAUAAUACUAGAAAUCCCUAUUGAUUUUAUUAUUAUGGUACCAUAUUUGUUUCAGGAAGGUAAUAUUUUUAUUGACCAACUCAUAUGUUUUAUCCUUAAUAGCUAUCUUAAGCUUAGUUAUUUCUUCUGUUCAUUCCUUAGUUACACAUUUUAUUUAAGUGUUCUUUUUUGGCCAAAUUUAUCCUCAGUUUUUGUAGAGAUUCGCCUUUCUUACGUUUAAGUUCUGUACCAUAUUUAAUUAAUAAACCUCUUACAAAGCUUUUCAAAGUAUACCAGACCAUAGCCGUUGAAACUUCUCCAUUAUUGUUAAUAUAAAAAAAAAAAACCUCUAAAUUUCGGAGGACAGGGGCUCCAUAAUGUGAUGUACUUUCAAUAGGUUUUCAUUAGGUCUCCACCGCAUCCUAGGUCUAGAGCUAUCUUUUAUAAUAAUUUGUACAGAUACUGGUACAUGGUCAGAAAUUGCUAUAGAACCAAUAGUAGCCUUAACGAUUGAACCUAAAAAAACAGCAUUAACAAAAACAUAUCAAUACGUGAGUAGGUCUGGUGCACUUCAGGAAAACAUUUUUUUAAAUCUUUCUCACAAGGAUUCAAGACCCUCCAACAAUCAUAUAAGGAAUUCUUAACCAAAAAUUCUGACAGAUCAGCUCGUAAAACAUCUGACACAUUAGCCACCCAGGUAUGUUUAUAACUUCUAUCUAUUUUUGGAUUCACUACACAGUUAAUAUCGCCUCCAAUUAUAAUAUUACCGCUAGAUAUCUCAUCCACUGUUUCCAUAAUUCAGUCUAGUAAUCUGACCGGGUUAGGAUUCAGUGCAUAAAUAUUGACAAGUGUGUGUGUGUGUGUGUGUGUGUGUGUGUAUGUGUGUGUGUGUAUAUAUAUAUAUAUAUAUAUAUAUAUAUAUAUAUCUAUCUCAUCAAUUUUUAUAAUAUAAAAUAUCUGCCCCUGGGAUGAAUAAUUUCAACUUUUUUUUUUUUUUUUUAACCUCUAAGUUUGAGGCAAAUAACCAAGGAAAUUUGUUAAAUUUCCAUAAUCUAUGAGGAGACACAAUCCAAUGUGUCUCCUGAAUGAAGGCAAUAUCUAUUAAGUUAUCAUUCAGAAAUUUAUAAACAGCUCCCCUUUUCUGAGGUGAAUUCAUACCGUGGACAUUCCAAGAUAGCGCCUUAAAUGACGCCAUCACACACAAAACCCCCUUUAAGCCCCUCGCCGAAUCUCAUUUUAACAAAACCAAAAAAAAAGAAAAAACCCAAAGGGCGGGAAAUCAUCCCCUCCAACAAUCCCCCCCCCCCAAUAAUCCAAUGAGGAAACAUUCUUGUAUCCCCUCGGACCAGCCUGCCUAAAUUUGUAGGAUUAAGGUCCCGAAGGGGGGAAGGAAAGACACCCAAAUCGCAAUACGUUUAAACCAACCAGGGUUAAUAACAUUUACCCUUUAAUGCUCCACUUAAACCCUUAUUUAUUUAAAUGAGGAUUAAAUUAAUCCUCCCAUAGUUAUCAAUGUUCGGAGCAUUUAUAAUGUAUAGAUAAUACAUGCAAAAUAUACAAACAUAUAAUUAAAUGUAUAUGUGUCGAUCUAUACAAGUAUACCCCCAAAAAAUACAACCUUAGAGCAAUAUACCAUAUGUUGAAUACCGUCAUCAUGCUUCUUCUUAACUUUUCAACUUAUAUCAGAAAAGAGGGAGAAGAGAAGGAAUAAAACAAAACAAAAAACCCUUAUUUCUGACAGGUGGUGUGUGCAUCUGUUUAUGUGUGUGUAUAAUAUAAGUUCAUGCAAAACUUUAAGUGAUUGUGCCUAGCUCACUAGUAAUUUGCAUUAAUUGGCCUGAAAGGUAGUGGGGGAAAAAGUUAAAUGACAAACGUUCUAACUAGGGUUCUGGAUUUAAACAUAAUGUUGUCCCACUUGAAGUAUUCCCCUUGGAUACCAUUAUUAACCGGGAGCUUAAUCUGCUAGGAGCCUAUUUCAGUAUUGUACACUCGCCUAUGGAGGAUCUCCCAAUCCUUGAUGGGAUCCUUGAUAGAUAUUAUCUUGCGAUGAGCAAGAUGGCAUCCUAUUCCCACAGCUGUUGAUGGUUUGGGGAAGAGACAAAACUUGAGAGGUAGGAUUUUACCAUCGUAGUACUUUCUUAUAUAUUUUGACUGCAUUGAAAUUUCAAUGAAAUGCAGACUUUAUGGGGGGGGAUGUCAGAGCAACUUUAAAUGCAUGUGAAUCAGUGCUAACCAAUUCCUCAACAGCUCAAUAUGGUUGUCAUGCUUCCUUCUAAUAGCAGAAUAUCCCUAAUGUUUCAUAGGGUCCCAACCUAUUAAGUAUCAAUUAACACAAAGGUUCUGAUAUGCUCUUAGUGUUCAGCACUGGUUCUUUAAGAUCGUUCUUGCUAACGUUAAUUAAGAAUUUUAUCACAUUCUGAUUUAAUUAAAGGUAUUAAUAACUAAGCUGCAAUUAGCCUGUAGAUAUAAAUUAUGCAGUUUUUACUAUGAUAUUUAUACACAAGGGCUUUAAAAAGAAUCAUAGAAUACUGGGAGCAUUUCUGAUUCAUCAAUUCAUCUGUAACACGUGUUACCUUUUUUUGUAGUAUAUUUUCGUAUUCGCAUCUUCCUCUAGUAAACUAGAGAUCAGCACAAUUAUUUUAUGUUUUUGAAUACAAGAUAUAUAUUUUCUGUCUUGUAGAUAUGAUUCCUCUGUAAUUUGCUUCUCCUCACAAUUACAACUAUUGUUAUUUGGUUCCCUCUGCCAAAGGCUGAUGGUUGCUGGAAUAAGUGUGUAUCAGGGCAGUAGAGAUCCAAGAUCCAACCAAAACAGCUUCAUCUAAGCAAAUGUAUUUGUGUAAAGAAUAUGGAAAAAAAACACAAUUUCCAUAGCCUGGAAGCAGAUUGAUACACUAUCUAAUCACGCACAUGUACCCAUGUGGGCUGUCUGUCUGAACUGGACAAAGGUUAUUCUCGCUCUAUGAAAAGCUCAAUUCAGUCAGACCUGGAACUCCUGACUCACACAAUGAUACAGCAAUAAAGAUUAAUGCUCAGACCUUGUGACCUCCCCUCGUAAUUAAACCCCAGUGUGAAAUAGUCGAGCAGUAGAAAAAGGUUGUAAAGGUUUACAAAAGAUUUUAAAAAAAGGAAACAAAUAUUGAAACCUAUAAAGAACAGUUGUUUUGUUAUGACACAUUGAAUUUUCUAUUUGUAUUUUUCAAAACUUUUUUUUUUUCUUUGCACUUUUACUUAAAAUACAAAGUUAUAGAGCCAUAGAUAAGAAAUAUUUGCCCACUUCCCAGUCUGUUUUUAUUCAACUACUUUUCUGAUUAUAAGUAGGUUAUCCUUCCUGAGGCUUUUUUUUUUUUUAAUGACUCGUUAUUCUCAAUGAAAAGCUGUUUGCGCUGGAUGUAUUGUCUAUUUUAUUUUGCUACACGAUUUAAUACAAGUGAAACUUGAUUGAACAUUUUUGAGAAAAUUGGUAUUGAUAUAGUACUGUGGGGUGAUAAUCAUUUUUCUGUUUGGAAGUGACCUGAGCCUAAAACAGAAGUGACAAGUUUUGCAGGCAAAAUCUCAAAUCUGCAUUUAUUUAUACAUUUCCAGCAAGGUUUGUAAUCUUGGACUAGACAAAUUGUUGAAGUCAUUUGCAUAAGAGUCUUACAAUUUUUCUACUGGUGCCCAUGUUUUGUUGUGGUUUUACAUUACUCUAAAAAGAAGUACAUCUUCUAGGCAACCUUUUAAAACUACCAUAAAAACUGGCUCCAAAAACGGUCCUAACUUUUAUUAUUUAGCGCCAACAACUUCUGCAGCGCUUUACAGUUGGUAAAUGAUUUCUAUUAUAAUUAUAUUAUUAAUUAUUGACUGUCACCUAGAGUAAGCCUGUACCAUGGUGUGGAAAUGUAUUCGCCAGUAGGAAAUAUUGGUUGGCAUAGUAUUGUAGUAUUUGCUAAAUCUGCUAAAUUUGCUUGCCAGACAGUGAAGUAGAUAACAUAUACAGUGUUUCUAUUACUAUAGCCUCUGCAUAAAAUACUUUAAAGAAUUUUUAAAAAAAAUCUUAUUUUAUAAAAAAUUUUGUUUUUUUUCUUAGGUUUGGAAGAUUUACAGUAGCUGCGUUGCAAGCAAAGGUUGAUCAGUAUGAACGGGAGAUGAACAGGCUUAAAAAAGCUCUUGAGAGGAGUGAUCAAUAUAUAGAAGAGCUAGAAGGUCAAGUUGAAAAACUGCAACAGCCCUCUGGUGUGAAUCAAAAAGGAAGAUCAAACUGUGAAAGCAAUGAGCAGACUGAAGAAAAUGGGAAUCAAGAAGUAGUUGGUACUGCACAUGACUGGAGAGAUAUUAACCUAGAGGAAUUCUGUAAAGAAAGUGAUCCAAGCGAGUUCGGAGAUACUCUCCCUUCAUCAAGUAGCUGUGCAUCCUCUGCAAACCAAAUAAAUGUGUUUGCAGAUAACACAUGGUCCAUUAAUUUACAAACUCAGAUUUGUUCAAAAGUAAAUGAAAACUUGGCUGACGAUGGUACUUGGAAACGAUCACAUGAAAAAGAUAAACUGGAUGAGGAUAAAAGUGAAACUUGCACACCUUCUAAAGGAAGAGAGGUCUCAGAGUACUGUAGCCCAAGUAAUUCCUUGUUGCCAUUUAGUGCUCUUCAACUAAAUACCCCUAACAGCAAAGAAGCUCCCACUGUACAACAAAAAAGUAUAAAAAAGCCUUUGACUUAUCUUAGAAAAUUAUUUUUUGAUGACUUAAAAAAAAAAAGUGAAGCGCCCUAUCUUGUUCCAGGAACAAUAAAAAGUGAAAAGAGCCCAACAAACUUCAUGGAGUCAGAUUCAUUGUUUUUGAGUUGCCAAAACAAUGGUGAAACCCAGAAAGAACACCUUCAACAUGCUCAACAUCAAUUGGUGGAGCCCAUAAAAAAUCAUCCUGUACAGCAAAGUUUGAUCAGUGAGUGCCAAGUAACAAGUGAAGAUUCCAUUGAUGCUGCCUAUUUCAAUAAGGUGAAUGAGCUGGAUUCCAUGAUAUCUGAAUCAGAAAACCACAGAAGCCCAUUUCUCGAAAACCAAUCAUCUCAAGCAACAUCCUCCUCAACAAAUGCUACAACACUUCCAAAUGAGCAUAAACAUAACAGUGAUAAAGCCUUUGGAGAAUCUCUCCUCCUCCAGUCUAUGCAUUCACCGGGGAAUAAACCUCAAACGUCUGAAGCUUUUUCCAUUUUUUCUUCUCAGUCACCUUGGCACAUGUCCACAAGUGUGACAGACUUUGAAUGCAAGGAUUCAGAAUUUUUGAAUAAUAUUGGCUUCCAAACUGAUCAUGGUAUCCAAAAUUCUGUUUCACUUAUUCCUUUGACACUUUCUAAAGACCAGGUUUCAGAAACGUCUCCUCAAAAUAAAAUCCUUAGUGGAGACGAAGGAAUGGAUUACACCUACUCAUGUGUACCUUCUAAAAAAAAUAGCAGUAGUCCUGCAGCAAAACGGAAACUACUUAGCUGGAGUACCAAAGACCAACUAAAAGUCCUCAAGUAGUAACAUUUGUGGUUAUUCUUUUAAAAGGGCACUCUAGGCAACGUAACCACUUCAUCUCUUAAAUCCAAUUUCCAUGGAGGAUCCUGCAAGAUUGGAUUUUACCAUAAGACAAAGUAGUCCCUUCUUUGUCUUGUAUCUUUUGACUGUAGUGAUAUGUUUUGAACAAAGUCUUGAUCUUAAUGAUAAAGAUUUUAACUUUAUGCAAUGCUCCUGUUAGUGUGUCAGAGCCAUUUUAAUAUGAACAUACACCAUAGGAUUAAUGCUAGAUUGGAAUUUUCUUAAAGGUUAUACAUGUUUUGAAACAUUUGUGUAAUUCCUUCAUAAUAAAUACAGAUUUGGUUAAUAACCAGUUUUACAU
Molecule: messenger RNA, 21793 nt
Organism: Pelobates cultripes (western spadefoot toad)
Lineage: Eukaryota; Metazoa; Chordata; Amphibia; Anura; Pelobatidae
Source: the annotation of a GenBank genome assembly